This is a messenger RNA of Mya arenaria, 1363 nucleotides long. RefSeq lists its product as uncharacterized. The record is from RefSeq and is a predicted model, not a curated record. The coding region runs from base 1 to 1185 and encodes 394 amino acids. The transcript is spliced from 4 exons. Lineage: Eukaryota; Metazoa; Mollusca; Bivalvia; Myida; Myidae.
AUGCAGUGCCUGGAAAACUUCCAUGAGAAGUAUGAGGAAUUCCUGGCUCAGGAGUUUGGUCCGAGACCAUUCGCUCUCAAGUCAGCUGACCCCAUGAAGGGGGAAGAAAAGUUCACAAAGCCGAUUCCCCUUGUGCCAUUUCCAGAGUUCUGGGACAAGACCUGGAGUGAGGAACCGGUUCCUUGUAAAUCACUGGAAGACAGGAAAGCUGCCAGGCUUGCUGGGAAUUUACAGGUGCCCAAAUCUGACCUUGAGAAACCUCAACACGAUCUUGAGGAAGCAAUAAAGCUUCUCUGUGAUUCUGAGGAUGCCAGUAGCUAUCAGUAUGGCUCUGAGAUUUGCAGUAAGCCAGGAAAUACCGUGCAGAACACUGUCAAGCAUCCUAACUCUGAUGCCUCUGUCAUGAACAAGUGUCCGGCCAACCCUGAUGCAAGUGCUCAGUCCUCAGAAGCGAUAGAUAAAGCUGUACAUGAGCUGAUGACUUUCAAUCAGGUGCGCCCUGUGGCUUCCAUCUGUGACACGCCAGCCAGACAGCAUUCUGCCCUUACACCAUUAGAUGAGGGAUUUGUGAAGGCUGCUGCCAAAAGCAAGCCACUGGCACCAGUCAAAAUAGCUAAGCCUAGAGCUGUCUCUCAAGAAAUUGGCCUGAUGGGAAGCGACCACCCGCAUGUGUAUGCCAAUAAGAGAUGUCGCGUGGCCUAUACACCUCCCAAGUCCAGUACUGCAGACAAAACGAGCGUGUUGGUUGAUAAUGCCAGUGGGAGCGUACAUAAUGCAGGCGUGCUUGCAUCCUCCCAGAGGUGCGAACAAGUGGAAGCUAUGCAAGAAAAGCAGGCCAGGCUUGCUGGAUGGUUUUCUAAGCAGAGUGCUGUGGUUCAUAAGCAGGCCAUUUCUGCCUUUGCCAAGGAGCAGCGCAGAAAGAGGAAGGCCAUGAACACACCAGAGUACUUCAAGAGGGCUGCAAAAUGUGCCAAGUUAGCUCCCCUGGUGGUAGUUGCUGCCCCUGAGUUAGUCAGUGCCCACAGAGUUACUGCCCCUAGUGCAGUCAGUGCUCUUAGAGUUACUGCCUCUGCCAGGCCAGUUAAGAGGCCCAGCAAGGAGAGGAUUAUCUUGAAGGUCAAUAAGGGCAAGAACAGCUACUGGACGUCUCGCAGGGUUGUGAACCCAGGCAGGCGAGGAUCGUAACCAGGGAAACAGGCAGCAACUGGAUUGUUUGAUUCUUGAUUCUUGUUAUGAAAAGGGCUUUUACAAGAUAGUGGUCAUUUGUGAAUGCACAUCUUUUUUGCUUUAAAAUACAAAUACUGAAGUAGGGCAAGCUAUUCUACAUCCACUUACUAGCCUGAAUUUUUCACCAUGAUCAAAC